GCCGGGCCGGGACGCGGCCGGAGCCCCAGCCCCAGCCCCAGCGCGGGGAGCCAGAGCUAAUGGCGUCGCCCGAGCCCGGGGGCCCCGGGGCCGCCGCCCUGGACGAGCUGUCCCGGAACUUCACGUACGGGGCGCCGGGCGCUGGCAACGGCUCUCUGUCGGGCGCAUGGUACCGCCGGAACCAGAUUCACCUUUUUGGAGUUUUGCUGGCCAUUUUGGGAAACUUGGUAAUCAGCAUUUCCCUAAAUAUUCAGAAAUAUUCUCAUCUUCGAUUGGCACACCAAGAACACCCACGGCCGUGCUUCAAGAGCGUGCUGUGGUGGGGUGGGGUCGUACUGAUGGCCGUGGGAGAGAUAGGAAACUUUGCAUCCUAUGGAUUUGCCCCCAUCACUCUGAUUGCUCCGUUAGGCUGUAUGUCUGUUACAGGUAGUGCCAUUAUUUCUGUUAUGUUCCUGAAAGAAAAUUUGAGAGCCUCAGAUUUACUAGGCAUGACGUUGGCAUUUGCAGGAACAUAUUUAUUGGUGAACUUUGCUCCAAAUAUAACUCAGACUAUCUCCGCAAGAACAGUGCAGUAUUACUUUGUUCGCUGGCAGUUCCUCAUCUAUGUGAUUUUAGAAAUAUUAAUUUUCUGCAUCCUCCUGUAUUUCCAUAAAAGAAAAGGAAUGAAGCACAUUGUGAUUCUGCUAACCCUGGUGGCACUUCUAGCCUCAUUGACUGUGAUUUCAGUAAAAGCUGUCUCAGGCAUGAUCACUUUUUCUGUGACGGAUAAAACGCAACUAACUUAUCCCAUCUUCUAUAUCAUGUUUAUCAUCAUGAUCGCAUCUUGUGUUUUCCAAGUCAAGCUCCUGAAUCAAGCCACGAAACUCUACAACACCGCGGCGGUGGUGCCGGUGAACCAUGUUUUCUUCACAACCAGUGCCAUCAUCGCAGGUAUCAUAUUUUAUCAGGAAUUCCUUGGUGCAGCUUUUCUCACUGUAUUUAUAUAUCUUUUUGGGUGUUUUCUGUCAUUCCUUGGUGUAUUUUUGGUCACAAGAAAUCGAGAAAAGGAACAUCUGCCACAGUCUUACAUUGAUUUUGGAAAUGUUCCUGGGAAGCAAAUGUUGGACAAAAUACAACCAGAUUCAAAUGGCUUAUCCUAUGGAACUCUGCCUGAUGGAAGUGACUCAGCAAAGAACCCAAGUGGAGAGAAGAAAGAGGUCUGAAGUGCCGAGGGGACGGCUGCUGGCCUGUUACUCAAUACCACCUUUUAAAAAACGGCACAUGUUAAGUCUGUGUCAGCAGCUAUUUCAUGCUGACAUGUGCUAGCAUUGUUGUCAGUCCUUCACCCCCUCCCCAUACCUGUGCACGGUCAGGGCCUUCCUAAGCUUUUGACAGUCUAAUGUUUUCGUGGAAUGUAAUCUCAAGUGUUCCCCACACCUGGGACCUCUCCCUGGUGAUCAUCUAACGGGCUAGAUCUUAAUUGUAGAGCCUGGCUGCCCAAGCAGGAGUGUCACGCAAAAAUGUGCGUUCACGAUGCGGCUUCAGAACACAUGGGCUGCUUUUCCCACACGGCUUGUGAUGUCGGAUGCUUCACUUUAAGGAGACACGUUAGCCCUACGACCUCACUCCUAAGCUAGAGGUUCAAGAGCAUUCAUCCUUCCUAAGACAUCUUUUAUGAACCUCCCCAUAAAGCUUUCACCUUUCUGUUCCCA
Molecule: messenger RNA, 1691 nt
Organism: Camelus dromedarius (Arabian camel)
Lineage: Eukaryota; Metazoa; Chordata; Mammalia; Artiodactyla; Camelidae
Gene: NIPAL2
Product: NIPA like domain containing 2
Exons: 11
Coding region: 60-1202 (380 amino acids)
Biological process (GO): magnesium ion transport
Cellular component (GO): membrane
Molecular function (GO): magnesium ion transmembrane transporter activity
Source: RefSeq, a predicted model, not a curated record